Molecule: messenger RNA, 3184 nt
Organism: Varanus komodoensis (Komodo dragon)
Lineage: Eukaryota; Metazoa; Chordata; Lepidosauria; Squamata; Varanidae
Product: disintegrin and metalloproteinase domain-containing protein 9-like
Exons: 22
Coding region: 1-2964 (987 amino acids)
Biological process (GO): proteolysis
Molecular function (GO): metalloendopeptidase activity
Source: RefSeq, a predicted model, not a curated record
AUGACCAAGAGGACUAACGUCCAGCGAGCAACUCCCAAGGCUGCGGUUCCCGGCGCUGAGGAGAAGGCAGCCAUUUCUCCGCCCUGGGAUCACCUGGGAGCGCAGAGGGCGAGCCUGCUUGGCCCGGGGGCUGCCUGGGGGCCCAAGCCCAGGUCCACGGCUGGAGGGGAGAGCGGCUGCAAGCCCUUCCCGGCAGAGGCGCUGCCCAGGCCCCCACCGGGAUGGGGCCUCGUGCGCGCCUCGCAGGCCGGUUGCCGCAGGCGACGGCCGUGCCCACCGCAGGAAGGCCCGCCCGAAGCCGUCCGCGCACCGCAGCGCAUUUUCAGUGCCUGCGCGGAGAGGGCGGCGCUGGGCGGUGGCAAGGCCUCAGGCCCGUGGGAAGGCCGGAGCGGUGCCCCGGCCUUUGAGCUCGUCUCUGUGGGAGCCAUAUUGGUUUGUUACGUUAGGCUCCCCAUGCAGGAUCCCCACAACAACAGCCCCGUGGAGGAGGUGAGCCCGGGGGCCCUGGCUGCCCGGAGUCCCCCAGGGAGCUCCGCCACGGCUGAGCCAGGACUCGAACCGGCAACUGCCUCGCGCCAGCGCUCCCACCGUUGCACCACGCCAGCAAUAUCUUUUAUUACUACAAAUAUGCCUGUCUAUACUUACAACGCAAAGGGAGAUCUGAUUGCAGAUUACCCGUAUAUUCAGGACAACUGCUACUACAGCGGAUUCGUGGAAGGGGCCGGAGACUCCCAGGCCGUCCUCUCGACCUGCCGUGGGCUUUGGGGACAUGUGGAAAUUGGGAGUUUAAGUUAUGAAAUUGAACCUAUUGAGAAUUCUCCUACAUUUCAACACCUUAUUUAUCGAAAGACUCCAGAGCCGCGCGAACCUUGCAGAGGGGUUGUUGAAGGCAGAGCAGAUUUGACAAGUGAACUCAUAGAACUGAGAAUGGUUGAUGCUGACGACCCGGUUCCUCCUCUCGCGGACGAACAUGAUGCCGAUCACUAUACAUCUAACAGAUAUCUAGAAUAUUAUGCUGUGGUUGACAGAAGCACGUUCGUUGCCAAUAAGUGCAAUGAGACCCGGCUGGUAUUGAUCAUGCUCCUUAUGAUGGUGGAUGUUCACAGUGUGUUUUUGCCGUUAGGUCUCCGUAUUUAUUUGGUUGGUCUGGAACUGUGGACCGAGAGAGACUACAUACCAAUCAGCAGGAAAAAUCUUGGCACAACUAUGAACGCAUUUUACAAAUACGCGCAUUAUGAGCUUCGGCACCGUGUCCAUUUUGAUCACGCUGCCAUAAUUACGGCUAAAGGGGACCCUGCUGGACUCGCCUGGGGAGACCGGUUCUGCCUUCACUCCCACGUUUCAGUGUCUGCCGUGCGUACGCACGUGGACCCCGAGUCUGAUGCCACGGUCAUGGCGCACGAGCUGGGCCACUCGUUUGGCUUUGGGCACGACGACACGCCAGCCGGCAAAGCCCGGGGCUGCGACUGCGGCUGCUCCAUGCUCGGCAGCUGCCUCAUGGCGGCGGCAGGCCCCGGGAAAUGUAAAAGACUGAGCAACUGUAGCAGGAAGGUCUAUUACAGUACCAUAAGCAAACCAGGAAAGGAAUGCUUGCUUGACAUACCUGCCAAAAUAUUCCGGAAGGAAGUGUGCGGAAAUGGCAUCAUUGACGACAGCGAAGAGUGUGACUGUGGCCGCAACGAGGACUUGGAGGGAACUGGAAUCUUGAAAUUUUUCACAAAACCUUCUGGGGAAAAGUGGCCAUCUCAGAACCAGGGCGAAGCGACAGUCAGCCAAGCAUUAACGAACGACAACUUUCCAUCGCUCAAAGGGUCCAGUGAGUGCAGAAGGAAUGGCUGCUGCCAGGACUGCAAAUUCAAACCAGGCACUGACUGUCUCCAUGGGCCCUGCUGCGAGAACUGCAAGUUUUCGAAAGGGGGAACUGUGUGCAGAGAAAGCGCUACAGAGUGUGACCUUCCGGAGUACUGCAGCGGCACUUCUGCCGACUGCCCCCGAGACGUGUAUAAACAAGACGGGAUGCCGUGUAGGAACAAUAACCACUGCUUCCUGGGUAAUUGCCUGGAUCUUGAGAGCCACUGCAACACUCUCUUUGGUGAAGCCAUUGUUCUGGAAGUAGCUGCGCAGCCGAGCGCUUGCAGGCAGCGAAAUGGAAGCUGGGGGGCCUCGAGGAACAGGCGGGGCAGCAUUUUCUCUAGUGCGAGUAAUUCCCUGGAGCAUUUAGUGAUUUCGCUGCGCCGAAGGCCCCGGUGCCUCUUUUGGGGCUUUUUGGGUUUCGCUAGUUCUUCUUUUUCACCUGUUUCUCCUUCACUGUCUGCAGGUACCAAACCAGCCCCGCUGAGCUGCUUCAAGGAGCUGAACAUGCGGGGCGACCGGUCGGGCAACUGUGGUGAGGAGGGACAAAAAUACAAGAAAUGUAGCGAAGAGAAUGUCUUGUGUGGCAGGGUCCAGUGCACUCGCGUUGACAGAAUCCCCAAAAUGUCAGCCGGACAAGGCAUCGUUCAGACGGUGGUGGGGAAUACACUGUGCUGGGGUACAGAGUUCCACCUUGGGUACGACGUUCAUGAUCUCGGAGCUGUGAGAGACGGCACCAGCUGUGGCCCGGACAAGAUCUGCUUAAACAGAACGUGUGUUGACCUGGCAGUUCUGAAUUACGACUGUGAUUUCUCAGACUGUAACAACCACGGGGUCUGCAACAGCAAGAGGAACUGCCACUGCUUUUACGGGUGGGCCCCUCCCUCCUGCACCGGCAGGGGAUACGGGGGAAGCAUCGACAGCGGCCCCCCUCCAGUUUCUCGGAUUUCCACGAGUAUCGUCGUUGGCCUGGCCACCCUGGCUGCGCUGGCUGUCUUCGUGCUCGGUCUUCUGGCCGGUUCGCAAAGAGAAAGGCUGCAGGGCUGUUUUGCAAGAGUGAUCCCCUUCAAAACACCAUCACUAUCAGCAGAUACAGGACCAGUGAAAAGCUAAACCUCUGAAGGGGCGCAUCACUGGAGAGCCGACAGGCAGACCUUGCUGUAACUUCUCCCGUAUAGAUAGAUGCUGCUGCUAAGGAGCAGAACAGUCCUUCGGAUACCUGAAGAAUCACAGAAAUAGCUCCCAGGAGGGUGGGGGUGCAGCCAUGCCCAGGGCCCCUGAAUUCGUGCCGUAUGUUUCUCUUCUGUUGGCUGGAUGCUGUUUUCUUGCUUUG